UCCGACUCAUUCGUGGACAGUUUGAUGAAAUAUAAAACGGUCGAUAUAAAUUGUACCUUUCUGCUAGUUAUAAUACCGUUAAAAUCGUAGCUUUAUAGUUUAAUCAUUUCUAGCGUGUUUCGGACAGGGUUGGGUCAGUAGUUCCGCUUCCCCUGCGCCAUUGCGGAUCUACCCCGGUCCAAGAAGAUUAAAGAAUAAAAGGAACGUACGCAAAAGAUUCAAUAUCAAGUUGUCUAAAAAGUAAUAAAGUAUUGUAAUAAACCAUAUGACAGGUGUUAAAAGCGGACAAACUGUUUGACUGCUCUGAAAAGGCGAACAAAGUUUUGUGGAAGUUGCACAGCGCGAGUUUCGCUGGUAGGUGUCUGCGCCCGAGUCUCUCUCCCCUCUCCCCGCCCCUGACAUGUCCGAUAACGGAGAGCUGGAGGACAAACCGCCGGCCCCGCCCGUUCGUAUGAGCAGCACCAUCUUCAGCACCGGCAGCAAGGACGCCAUGUCAGCCAAUCACAGCUCGAAACCCCUGCCCUCGGUGCCCGAGGAAAGGAAACCCCGCAACAAAAUCAUCUCCAUCUUCUCCGGAGCAGAGAAAGGGGGCAGAAAGAAGGACAAAGACAAGGAGCGCCCUGAGAUAUCGCCCCCCUCAGACUUUGAGCACACCAUCCACGUGGGCUUCGAUGCCGUCACAGGAGAGUUCACCGGCAUGCCGGAGCAGUGGGCAAGGCUGCUGCAGACCUCCAACAUCACCAAGUCGGAGCAGAAGAAGAAUCCGCAGGCCGUGCUGGACGUCCUCAAGUUCUACGACUCCACGGGAAACAGCAGGCAGAAAUACCUCAGCUUCUCCUCGGAAAAAGAUGGCUUCCCAUCAGGAGCACAACCUCCUGCCAAGAAGGGCACGGAACCCAUGUCCUCGAACAUCAAGGACAUAGACGAUGAGGACGACGACGAGGCACCGCCCCCAAUCGUGGCGCCCCGCCCGGAACACACCAAAUCUGUAUACACCCGCUCUGUCAUCGACCCCCUCCCCCCACCCGCCACCAGCCCAGACGGAGACUCGGCCUCCAAAGCCGCUGACAGACAGAAGAAGAAGCAGGGCAAGAUGACGGACGAGGAGAUUAUGGACAAAUUGAGAACCAUCGUCAGUAUCGGAGAUCCCAAGAAGAAGUACACGCGAUACGAGAAGAUUGGACAGGGGGCCUCGGGCACAGUAUACACCGCCAUCGAUGUGGCCACUGGACAGGAGGUGGCCAUCAAGCAGAUCAAUCUGCAGAAGCAGCCAAAGAAGGAGCUGAUCAUUAACGAGAUCCUGGUGAUGAAAGAGUUGAAGAACCCCAACAUUGUCAACUUCCUGGACAGCUUCCUGGUGGGGGAGGAGCUUUUUGUGGUGAUGGAGUACCUGGCGGGCGGUUCCCUGACUGACGUGGUGACCGAGACCUGCAUGGACGAGGCCCAGAUCGCCGCCGUCUGUAGGGAGUGUUUACAGGCGCUAGAGUUCCUCCAUGCCAACCAGGUUAUCCAUCGAGACAUCAAGAGUGACAACGUGCUGCUGGGAAUGGACGGCUCUGUCAAACUCACCGAUUUCGGGUUCUGCGCCCAGAUCACCCCCGAGCAGAGCAAGCGCAGCACCAUGGUGGGCACGCCUUACUGGAUGGCCCCGGAGGUGGUGACCCGGAAGGCCUACGGGCCCAAAGUGGACAUCUGGUCCCUGGGCAUCAUGGCCAUCGAGAUGGUGGAGGGAGAGCCCCCCUACCUGAACGAGAACCCCCUGAGGGCGCUGUACCUGAUUGCCACCAACGGCACCCCGGAGCUCCAGAACCCAGAGAAGCUGUCGCCCAUCUUCCGCGACUUCCUCAACCGCUGCCUGGAGAUGGACGUGGAGAAGAGGGGCGGGGGCAAGGAGCUGCUACAGCACCCCUUCCUGAAGCUGGCCAAGCCCCUCUCCAGCCUCACCCCCCUCAUCCUGGCUGCCAAGGAGGCCAUGAAGAGCAACCGCUAGAGGGGCCCCCCCUGCCCCCCUGGCCUCAACGUCCGAGCUGUGCCAAUCCCAUUGUGCCAAUUCGCCAGCAGGGCCCCGUCACCGGACCCUGCCGAGACCAAAAUGUACCGCUCUGCCUGGCCACCAGGGGGCACAGCACCACCACCGGCCUUACAAACUCGCCUGCUUUUUUCCAGCCUGGAGUUAUUUAACCGUUUCAAAAAGUGUAGACUGUGGGAUGGACAUGGUUACCCCACAAGAGGAGCUGAUGAGGAGAAUUUAGUGCAUUUCAUUUUAGAUUACCUUGAGCUGAUGAGAAUUAUCAAGCGCUUUCACUGUCGAUUUUUCUGAAUUGAUCUGUGUUUUUCGGGCUUUGUUUCCUCCGAUCCUUACUGAGUUUUUAGCUGGCAUCCACUUUGGUAUUACCAUACUUGAAUUAAUUUUCAUAACUCCGCCCUCCCCAUCUCCCCCAAUAUCUCCGUUUCUGUUUCUGAAGCCAUCUUGGAAACGGAACGUGAAUCCUUUUUGUAUUGCAUCGUGUCGGAAGGUUUUCUAGAGAGGAACUGAACGGGCACUGUGGGAUGACUGUGACCUCUAGUGGUGAAACAUCUCAUUACCGCAGGAGAAGAGUCCAUCACGGGAAACACACUACAGCUUUUAGGGCUGCUGUUUCCGUUUACAAAAAAUACAAAGAAUUAAGUAUUUCCACAGAAUUUCGCCAAAAUUCUGAUCAGCAGGAUAAUAUAUGCUACAUUUGAAUACAAGUAAAUGUAUUUCAACAUUAGGUCUUUUUCAGAUAGGAAGACUUAAGCGGCUGAAAUCAUUUUCAUAUUUUCACUAGACAUCUGGAGUACACUGUGACUGGAUAUGAAGGGAUGUUGUUUUCCUCAUACAUUUCAGCACAACGUUGGGAAUAAUCUGCGUACCGAGGGUAACACGUAUUGAAUUAGCAUUGCAGUAUUGUUUUGAUCAUAUUUUGAAUGCUCUUAGCAGGUUACUCCUUUGAAUUUCAUUUCCAGACAAUUGUACAGAAACUUUUGGAAAUGCUACGAAAGACCCAGCUAUGGACCCCCCUAGUCACCCUAGGGUUAAAAAAUAUAUAUAUUUAAACCGUAUUCUCAGUUUCGUAAACCGUACACUCGGUUUGCUAAUCUUCACCCUUAAUUUUGUAAUCCGUGCGUUCAAUUUGCCAAUCCAUACCCUCAGUUUUGCAAUCCGUGUGUUUUGUUUACCAAAGCUGCAUCCACAAAGGCAAACCGAAUGCUUGCAGAUUGCGAAACCGAGAGUAUGAUUUUCGCGUGCUAAUUUUUUUUUUUUCACCUAGGGUGACGGGGGAGCUCCGUACCCCGCUGUCAGGCUUGAAGUCUGCUAGUUUCUCAGUUACGUUUUUCCCUGCCAGGACUGCACGGUCUUUGCUCAGAUUUCCUGGUUUUGUGGGUGUUCACGGGAUACACUAUUCCUCACAGCCGAAUGAAUGCUUGUGAGCGACAAGGUGUUGUUCUUUCUCUUUCCUUGUGCUUUUCCUUAAAAAAACAAAAAACGACAAAAACAGAACUAACCGUUUACUGUAUGAGAUGAGCUAUGUCUAUUUACUACACAGGGACUUAGGUAGCUAAAGUUUAAAAAAAGUUUUUUGUAUAUUAUGUACUUUUAAAGAAAAAACUAAAGUGGAUUCCGCUGAGUUAGAUCAGGACAUGUUUUGACUAGCUGUUAUAUAUGUAUAUGUAAACUUUUUUUUGUUUUUAAUAACUAACAGUCUGACAGUCUGGCACAGGUUAAAGUAUUUGCAGAUGUGAAAAAUGAUCAGUGUACGUCCGUGUCUGUCGAGUCGAAUUCCGUAUUGCGAAUGAAAGCCUCCUCUGCAAACAGAAAAAAAAAUCAAAGAUGCGAACUUUUUGAAUGAAAAUGUAUUUUUAUUUCUCCCUUGUUAAAUUAAACAUGAAUAUAUCAAUCAAAAAUAUAUUGAAAACCAAAUGGUAUUUCUAAAGUUACUACAAGGUUUUUCCAACUGCCUCUUAUUCUGGUUAAUUUUAAUGAGAUGCUCUUGAAAUCGUGUUUUGUAUUUUUGCAGGUUCCUCAUUUGGUAACUGAUGUUGUAAAAUUCUAAGAGAAAUUAAAGGAUUUGUCUGAA
Messenger RNA from Conger conger (European conger), 4100 nucleotides. RefSeq names its product p21 protein (Cdc42/Rac)-activated kinase 2b (gene pak2b). The transcript is spliced from 15 exons. Gene Ontology annotation, molecular function: ATP binding; protein serine/threonine kinase activity. Gene Ontology annotation, cellular component: cytoplasm. The record is from RefSeq and is a predicted model, not a curated record. NCBI's taxonomy places the organism in Eukaryota, Metazoa, Chordata, Actinopteri, Anguilliformes, Congridae. Gene Ontology annotation, biological process: intracellular signal transduction; regulation of MAPK cascade; regulation of axonogenesis. The coding region runs from base 401 to 1990 and encodes 529 amino acids.